UUUUACUUUUUCACUUCUUAACCUUCAUCAACUGCGUCGUGAAUUUCCCCAACUCUCUCGUCGCUUUUGGCGAUGUGCGGCAGUACCCCCGCUGAAAAGACUAUUCCAAGACCGUACAAAUGUCCUUAUCCUCUCUGUGGUCGCGCAUUCUCCAGGCUUGAGCACCAGGUACGAUUGACUUUCUGUUAGUUCAUUAUUUAUGGUUAACGACAUGAUUUCUUUCUGUGGCUUCGUAUAGACUCGUCAUAUCCGUACCCAUACAGGAGAAAAACCCUUUGUCUGCAAUUUUCCUGGUUGCGAGAAGAAAUUCUCUCGCUCGGACGAGCUCACAAGGCAUUCCAGGAUUCACAAUAACGACCACUCUUCCAAUGUAGUCAAAGGUGGAGGAAAGUCUAAGGCCGUCAAGUCUACUGCUGCUGCUGCUGCGGCCAGUAAGGAUAGUUCCGGCUCUUCCACGCCCUCCGAUUACAAUGAUCAAAUGUCUGGCGGCGAUGUUAGACAGAUCGUCGCCGCAGGCAGGAUCAAGAAAAAGGCGAGGAGCAGAGUUAAUAGUGAUGAUGAGGAUGAAUCAUCGUCAUAUGCACGUCCUACAUCUAUAGGUUCAUAUGAUCUGACCCACUCGCGGCGCAGCCAGACGUCAACAUCGGUCCCGACCACGUCUACAUCCUCUUUGUCCCCAGACUCCUUAUCGUUACCCCACGCUCCCCUAUCACAGCCUCAAACCCCAUUUACCACGCUUUCAUCCGUUGCUAUGGAUGAAUUGUAUACACUUGAGCGGCAGGAAGCCCUCCGAAGAGCUGAAUACGAAGCCAGGCACGCCGAGGCCCUCCGCCGUGCGGAACUGGAGACAAGACAACAGUAUCAAGAACGCGAAUGGGAACGAAGAGAACGUGAACGGGAUAGAUAUGAGGAAUAUUAUGACUUCCACGGUGUUCGUUCUGCACAUUAUGGUGGCGGUUCUCACCACACGCGUCCCAGAGACCAACAUCACCUUCGUCACAACCAUCCAUACCUUGACUCCUAUUCUGCUCAUUCUUUACAUUCUGCGUCGCAUCCUCACUCGAUGUAUACUAACCCUCAACCUCCAUCACACUCUUCCUCUCACAGCUCAUUGUCUUCUUUUGAAUCUUCUUCGUCCUUUCCUUAUACUGUGUCUCCAUCCACCUCUACCUCCACCUCGACUUCUCCCUACCCUUAUUCUGGUGCCGCGGGGUUUCGCUUGAGCAAGAGCGCUACGACCAGUCCGGUUGGUACGCCCUGGGAGAAGCACGGGGAGAGAGGUUAUUUUGGCAUGAGCAAUGAGAGGGGCGAUCCGUCAGAGGAUGAUGAUUUGAAUCGCGAAUUUGAUGAUAAAGAGUCUCUCGUCCGGGAACCGCAACAUGCACGGGACAUCAAAUCCAAAAGAAGGCUUUCAGGACCUGCGUGGUAUAUUGCUCCAGAAGGCCAAGAUCGUGACUAUCCAUUCACGUCGUCCUCCGUCUCUACGCUCAAGGCGUCUGCGUCUAUCGCAUCCCUGCCACCCGAUUUCAGGGCUGCCUCUCACCCUUCCCAAUUACAAUCUCAGAAGCGUCUUUCCGGUUUCAAUCGCGUAAAGUCACAAGAUAAUGUCUACGCUCACCGUGAAUCCGAGAGACAUUCACCGUUGUCUUCUGAUUCCGAAGAUGGCGGAGACGUGGUACAGAUGAAGCGAAGAAAGAGCUACCAGGACGUCGUUAGUGCAGAGAGGAUGAUUCAACAUGAACCGUUAUCUGCGCCUCACUCGCCAAAAAGAUAUCGUUCAAACGUUGCUGAGUUUGGUCAAUCGAACAUUACACAUCCGAGCCACGGGAACAUACAUGGUUCCAACGCACAACAUGGAUCUCAUCUUCUAUCGGGUCCAAUGGCGGCGAAUACUAAUACGCCUGCCUACACGCCCAGUGGUUCCCCCUUCCUCGGACCCAUGAGGGGAUUGAACCUGCAUUCCACCGAUCCAUCAAGAGCUCCAAGCCCCAUUUUGAUGCCGCCCAGCGCCAUUUCUAGUGUCAGAGACGAAGUCGUCGCUCUAUCUCCUUCCAGUUCCCCUCCUACCUCACAUCGUGCAACGGGUCCCCGGAACAAGAGUUAUAACGAACUCUCGUCGUUAGGGGGAGGUGGAAGUAGUAACCAUGGUCGGCACCCAUACCGUGACCCCCGCGGACAUCAUGGGGCGCUUUUACAUGAAUGGGACCGUGAUGCAGUCAGCUUGAACGAACCGAAGGAACGAGAGUACGUACGGGAUUACAGAGAGCGGGAUCGAACGAACGGCGGACCAACUCUCGCAUAUCCACGGCCUUCAACUGAAUUAAGAAGCAGAGAUAGCUCCAGAGCUGCUUCACCUAUUGGAAAUAGCAUAAGUGCUGCUGCCUACAAUAAUCAUGGACAUCAAUCACAUCCGUCUCAACAUCAUAGUCAUCUAGCCCACUCCGUCAGAAUGGCAUUUGGAAUGACUCCAAUUCAUCCUCCCCCUGCAACUGCCUUCCAUUCUUCGUCAAACUCGCAUCAUUCUAGUAGUUCCUUCUCCAGUAAACCCAGUGUAACAUCUCCUUCCCCAUCUGUGCUUGGUAAACUCUCUCUUGGUUCCCAUCCCUCAAGUCACUCUGGGCAUUCUCGGCAUACCUCUCCGCUCCAUUCGCCCCCGCUUCGGCCAGGAAGUCCUCCCAUCCUCAGCGGCGGGUUCGGGUUUGGAUUCACAAGUCGGGGUCCCUCAAGGCCUACGUCCAGACCUGGUUCUCCCCCAAUAACGCUUGCACCGCUGAGAUUGCCUGCUAGUGCCGUUGGAGAUCCUAGUGAUAGGAAUAUCCCCGGUAUACAUGAAGCGACCGAUGUUGAUUCACGACCACAGGUUAUCCCUGCCAAGUCUAUUCCUACUCCUGUGGUAGACGAUGUCGAUAUGGAUAAUGCGCAGACCGAGCCUACGAAGGAGGCAGCGAUGCAAGUCGAUGGCGCAGAACUGCUAUCGGAAACAACUUCGAAGGAAAUAGACAUUGACACGUCUAUCGGUGUUACAUCUUUUCCUUCAAUACAACCACCUCCUUCAGCCUCCACCGGGGUUCAGGCGAAAACUAUUAAUGCUAGCCCUAUCCCUCCUCGCGUUAUACAAGCUCCACCUGGUGUCACUAUGGAUAAAUCAACAACGACGACUGCUCAAACCCUUAUGGCUGCCUAAGGCUAUCGCUUUAAUUUAGUCCCCAUUUAGACUUUACUUACACCUACUUGCUUCAGACCUGAUCUGCUUAAUGGGUAUUAGUGUAUGUAGUGUACAUUAUCAUUGUUUAUAGAGGACAAUGUUCUCUUUACGUCUCCACUGCUUCUUAUCGUCUAUGACCUAUCCAAACGUUUAUCUAUCAUCUAUUUACUGCAAUUGCACCCAUCUCCACGUCUUCUAGAAGUUAGUUAUUUCACCUAUCCAUAAUUAUUAUAAAGACACGACACUUUUUUUUAAAAAAGUACAUAGACAUUAUCCAUCCUUCCUGACUCUUUUCUUUUUCUUUGGCGCUCACUGGCAAUUUUAUCUGGCUGGUACCUCUUAGGAACUCUUGAACGACAAUUAGUUCACUUAACGAUAAGAGUAUCGCAUCUCAAAGGAAUCUUAUGUAAUUUAAUGGA
This is a messenger RNA of Lentinula edodes (shiitake mushroom), 3624 nucleotides long. RefSeq lists its product as uncharacterized. The transcript is spliced from 3 exons. The record is from RefSeq and is a predicted model, not a curated record. Lineage: Eukaryota; Fungi; Basidiomycota; Agaricomycetes; Agaricales; Omphalotaceae. Bases 479 to 3184 code for a protein of 901 amino acids.